Messenger RNA from Fulvia fulva, 1215 nucleotides. Its product is annotated as Inorganic pyrophosphatase. The coding region runs from base 1 to 1215 and encodes 404 amino acids. Gene Ontology annotation, cellular component: nucleus; cytoplasm. Lineage: Eukaryota; Fungi; Ascomycota; Dothideomycetes; Mycosphaerellales; Mycosphaerellaceae. Gene Ontology annotation, biological process: phosphate-containing compound metabolic process. Gene Ontology annotation, molecular function: inorganic diphosphate phosphatase activity; magnesium ion binding. The transcript is spliced from 3 exons. The record is from RefSeq and is a predicted model, not a curated record.
AUGCUUCCACUACGCCUACACACCGCUGCCUCUCACGCUGCGCUGAGACGUGCCCGUGUGUCAUCCCCGAAAGCCGCCUGGGUAAGCUGGGAGACAACGCCGAUCGUGCCUGCCUCUACGCAGGCGUUGCAUUAUUUGAUGGCAGCAGUCGAAGACCCUGGCAGACGCCCCACCAAUUACGCCACUAAAAAUCUGAGCGCCACGCAACGGACUGGCCAGCUCAAACACCACCUUUCUGCUUCAAACAACCAACUCAUAAACAUAUACACCACCAAUACCACCUCUGAGGCAACACCCACCAUGGCUCAGGCAUCUCUCCCAACCCGCGGCGGCUAUGACCCAAAUGCUGCCCAGAAGUUCACUGCGCGCAAGAUCGGCGCACCACACACUCUCGAGCACCGCGUCUACAUCGAGAAGGAUGGCGUUCCAGUCUCGCCAUUCCACGACAUCCCACUCUACGCCAACGAGCAGCAGACUGUGUUGAACAUGGUUGUUGAGAUUCCACGAUGGACCAACGCCAAGCAAGAGAUCUCCAAGGACGAGGAGCUCAACCCUAUCAAGCAGGACACCAAGAAGGGCAAGCUUCGGUUCGUCCGCAACUGUUUCCCACACAAGGGCUACCUCUGGAAUUACGGUGCUUUCCCACAGACUUGGGAAGACCCCAACGUCACACACCCAGAGACCAAGCAGAAGGGUGACAACGACCCGCUGGACGUCUGCGAGAUCGGCGAGCUCGUCGCCAAGGUCGGUGAGGUCAAGCAGGUCAAGGUCCUCGGUGUCAUGGCUCUCCUUGACGAGGGUGAGACCGACUGGAAGAUCAUCGUCAUCGAUGUAAAUGACCCGCUCGCACCUCGUCUUAACGAUAUCGAGGACGUCGAGCGUCAUCUUCCAGGUCUCCUCCGUGCCACCAACGAGUGGUUCCGCAUCUACAAGAUCCCAGACGGCAAGCCAGAGAACCAGUUCGCUUUCUCCGGCGAGUGCAAGAACCGCAAGUAUGCUAUGGACAUCGUGCGGGAAUGCGCUGAGGCUUGGGAGAAGCUCAUUACGGGCAAGACACCAAAGGGCGAGAUCAACCUCACCAACGUCUCGGUCCCACACAGUGCCGACCGUGUCGAUGCGAAGAGCUUGAACGUCCCGGCACACGAGGAGAAGGCUCCAGCGCCAAUCGACCCAUCGAUUGACAAGUGGUUCUACAUCUCCGGUGCAUCUGCUUAG